CAGUUCUGAUAUCAGUGUUAAAAAGUAAAAAGCUUGAUUUACCUGAAUUCACCUUGUAGAAUGCACUCCAAAUCUAGUAUGCUUUCAAGGCUUAGUAUGUCUUUCAAAAUUAUUGUGCACUACAGAUUUUACAUCCACUCCAAAUCUAGUAUGUUUUCAUAUACAAAAACUUUAAAUAUGAUGGUGCUUAAUAAAGAGAUUUGAUUUUCUUUAGAUCAAUGAGAUUCGUCUUUGUUUGUACGUGUGAUAGAGGUGUCCUGUAAAGGAGCGGUCACACUACAAAUUUAAAUCCUUUUGACUUCCAUUCAUACGCAUGCGAAUGCGUCAGACCGACAAUGCAAGCUCAUGCAAAAAGUUUUGAAUUUUGCUGAACUCUGACCUGUGAAUUCGCAUCACGUGAGAACGUGUGACCAGUAGAUUUUGAAAGAACGCAUUUUUUUUUACAGUAAAGUUGAGUAGAUUGUAUAUUUUUACAUUUUGAUUGUUUUAUUUGUUAUAUGUUGAAUUCAUGUUUAUAAAAAAGACGCCGCAGAGUUUGACAUCAUAUCACAACAUUUUGUGUGCUCAAAGUCUAGUGUGACCGCGGCUUAAGUCAGUGAUUACAUGGUACAUGCACAUCCUGUAUUGUCACCAUCUGUACUCUGAAUCACAGUCUCUAAAUUACCACCACAAGCACACAACACUUCCACCACAAUCCACACACAUACACACUGGACAACAGCUCUCAGUCAGAAAUCAGACGCAACACACUCACACAAACACUCAAUGCUGGAGUCAGGUCUCAGGCCUUCAACCCUUUUUCGUAUACCUUCAAUCUUUGUAGUACACAUGGCUUUGAUUUUAAAUACCUCAUUUUGUGUUUCUAUCAACUUUCAUUUGGACUCUAAAGUGUUAGCGAGUCAUUCUCAUUCUGAAGUAUCAGUUUCCAUUCUUGGCGACAUUGAGAUGAGGUGUGAAUUAUGCUCAGCGAGAGCCGAGGAGAGAGGCGGGGAGGUGCUGCUGGUUGGAUGCUUGUAUGUGCUUAACAUGGUGUGCAGGUGAACAGUAGAUUCAUCCUGCCUCCCUCCCUUUGCUUUUCCUUUCCACCAUCGAUUCGUUCAAUGAUUUUCUCUUUCAUAUAUCAGACAAACGGAACUUGCAUUGAUGCUUUGUAGAAUUCUGGAUGCUUCCAAGGAAGAUUGCAAGUUCCUUCCCUCCUUUUCCCAUGCCUUUCAGCAAGAACUUGCCAGGCCGAGGCAUCUAAGGUGGAGUGCAACCGGUUUAAUUCUUUAUCUGAGUACCUCAGCAGACCUUGUUUCAAGGGAAUACAUAGCUUAAAUGCUAGAGACAAACUCUCCAAACUGGACUAGACUUAGACGGCUACACCAUCACACCAUAGACUUGCCCACGGGGCUUCAGGAAGUGACAGAAAGGUUAGAAACACUGUCAGGGCUGGACGGAGAUCCGGUUCCUCGUGGCAGGAUGCUGGCUGCUCUGAGGGAUCCCAGGCUGACACGAUGCCAGACUGAUUUGGGUUGGAACAGGAUGGAGGAUUCACUGGCCUCGCUUCCACAUCGCUCUCCAUGGGACUCUGAGGAAGAAGUGUCUGUUAAAGAGAUCAGCAUCACACAUCAUGUCAAAGAGGGCUCGGAGAAGGCCGACCCACAGCAGUUUGAGCUCCGCAAGGUGCUUGGACAGGGCUCUUUUGGAAAGGUGUUUUUGGUGAAGAAGACCACAGGCCCAGAUGCAGGACAGCUGUACGCAAUGAAAGUGCUGAAAAAAGCCACAUUAAAAGUACGAGAUCGGGUCCGGACUAAGAUGGAGAGAGACAUCCUGGUGGAGGUUAAUCAUCCCUUUAUUGUUAAACUACACUAUGCAUUCCAGACUGAAGGAAAGCUCUAUCUGAUUCUGGACUUUUUAAGAGGAGGCGAUCUCUUUACUCGACUGUCAAAAGAGGUGAUGUUCACAGAGGAGGAUGUGAAGUUUUAUCUGGCCGAAUUGGCUUUGGCUCUGGAUCAUCUGCAUGGACUAGGCAUCAUCUACAGAGAUCUGAAACCAGAGAACAUUCUCCUGGAUGAGGACGGCCACAUAAAGCUGACAGAUUUUGGACUCAGUAAGGAGUCGAUCGAUCAUGAAAAUAAAGCAUAUUCUUUCUGCGGGACGGUAGAGUAUAUGGCUCCCGAGGUGGUGAACCGAAGAGGACACACUUACAGCGCUGACUGGUGGUCUUACGGUGUACUCAUGUUUGAAAUGCUGACAGGAACGCUGCCUUUCCAAGGCAAGGACCGCAAGGAAACCAUGACUAUGAUUCUAAAGGCGAAGUUGGGAAUGCCUCAGUUUCUGAGUUCAGAAGCUCAGAGUCUCCUCAGGAGCCUAUUCAAACGAAACCCUUCCAAUAGAUUAGGUGCUGGUGCAGAUGGAGUUGAAGAGAUAAAGAGACACCCGUUUUAUGCUACCAUUGACUGGAAUAAAUUAUUUAGAAGAGAAAUUCACCCGCCCUUCAAACCAGCCUCUGGGAGACCAGACGACACAUUCUACUUUGACCCAGAAUUUACAGCAAAAACUCCCAAAGACUCACCAGGUGUACCCCCUAGUGCCAAUGCCAAUCAACUCUUCAGAGGUUUUAGUUUUGUGGCCAUCAGCUCAGAAGAAGAGUCUCAACCCCUGCAGAACAGUAUGAGCUCUAUAGUUCAGCUCCAUAGAAACGUGUCUCAGUUUAAUGACACAUAUGAGGUGAAGGAGGAUAUCGGAGUUGGCUCGUAUUCCAUCUGCAGACGCUGCAUACAGAAAAGCACAGGCAUGGAGUAUGCCGUGAAGAUAAUCAAUAAAGCUAAACGGGAUCCAACGGAUGAGGUGGAAAUUCUGUUACGCUAUGGACAACAUCCAAAUAUAAUCACCUUGAAAGACGUGUACGAUGAUGGCCGCUCAGUGUAUCUGGUGACAGAACUGCUAAAGGGAGGGGAGUUGCUGGAUAAGAUCCUCAGACAGAAGUUCUUCUCAGAGCGGGAGGCCAGCGCUGUGCUGUACACCAUCACAAAGACUGUGGAGUACCUGCACACUCAAGGGGUGGUUCACAGGGAUCUAAAGCCCAGUAACAUCCUUUAUGUUGAUGAAUCUGGGAAUCCCGAGUCCAUCAGGAUCUGUGACUUCGGCUUUGCCAAGCAGCUGAGAGCUGAAAAUGGACUGCUGAUGACACCAUGUUACACUGCCAACUUUGUGGCCCCAGAGGUGCUGAAGAAACAGGGUUAUGAUGCUGCCUGUGAUAUCUGGAGUUUAGGUGUCCUUCUGUACACAAUGUUAACUGGAUUUACUCCGUUUGCUAAUGGCCCCGAGGACACGCCGGAGGAGAUUCUGGCUCGAAUCGGCAGUGGGAAGUUUUCUCUCACAGGCGGAUACUGGAACUCAGUUUCACUCGAGGCAAAGGACUUGGUGUCUAAGAUGUUGCAUGUAGACCCCCAUCAGAGACUAACAGCUGCACAGGUGUUGAGACAUCCCUGGAUCAUUCACAAAGACCAGCUCCCCAAAUACCAGCUGAACAGACAGGACGCCCCCCAUCUGGUUAAGGGGGCGAUGGCUGCUACAUACUCUGCCUUGAAUAGGAACGUCCCUCCCGUGCUGGAGCCCGUGGGCUGUUCUAUUCUUGCUCAGCGCAGAGGAGUGAAAAAACUGACCUCCACUGCUUUAUGAGCAAAUACCUUCCACCUCCAACCCUGUGACCUCUAGCUUGGUUUGAGCACAGCCUGAACUCGGCUUGCUUGCUGCCCAACUUGUGUCAAGGCCUUUAGAGCCAAGUGUAGAUUCUGAGGACCCCUGGUGGACAAUCAAAAUCUUCCUUCAUUGGUUACUUGGAGGGCCAAUAAAAACAGUUCGCCCUGUACAAUCAUGCCUCUGCUUCCAAACGCAAACCGUUGAAGAAUCUGUGGACUAUUUCUGAGGAGCAAAUUAUGUAUGAAUAUAAAUAUACUGUAUCUCAGUCAUUUAAAAAAAAAGCUAAGAUGUUAAUGUAUUCAGGGAGGAUGGGGAUUUUCAAGGAUGACAACCAAUUUCCUGCACCAAACCAUGCACACAGUUGCGAAAAGCUCCAGUUGUAUGGGGAUAUCAUAUAUGGGAUAUGUUCCUGUCCGGUCCAAACUGAAUAUUCAAAUUGUAUCCUGUUCUGCUCUACUAUUUUACAUCAGGAACGCCACAUGGCAUAUUUAAGUCCCACCAAAGCAUAAUAGCUAUGGUGUAUCCCAGAAAACCUUGUUCUCCCAUCAUCUUUUAACAACAAACUAGGACAAAACCCUCUCCGCAGACCCAUACAAGACUAUAAGUCGAGUCUGAAUGUUUGUAUGACGGCUCCUGGUGUUAGCUUAUCAUUCUUUUUACAGAACAACAAUGUGAAUGAGGUCCAAAGCACAAAAAUGCAGUGGAAGCCUACAUGUAAAUGGCACAGAAUGUCAAAUAGAGAACUCAGGUGAAACGCAAUACAUUAUACAAAAAAAAAUAAGCUGGAACGGAAAUGUAUACGGCUGUAUCGCCUCACCUAAAACCUGCUGACCUGUGUAUUUGUUUGUUUGUAGGGAAGUACAAAAAUGCUAUAUGAUAUAUGUAGUGACUUUUUUUAAGUGACUACUUACAGCCUUGACAUAUUUUUAUAAAUGUGCAUGGGCAAGAUGCUAUAUUAGCUAGUAGCUCUGUGGAAGUAGUCAUGUUUAUGAGCAUGACUGAGGAUGUUUUUCCCCCUUUAUUUUUGUUAAACCACUUUUAAUUCCUUCCAGGUUUGUGUUUUUUUUUCUUCUGAGCAAAUUCUUCAAUAUGUUGUACAUUUUCAUUUCAUCUCAGUUGUAUUUUUCCUGUCUUCGACUUGGAAGAGUGCUGGAAAUGUUGCUGUCCAUAUAAGCUGCUAUCCUGUUCUUUCUUUUGUACAUGUAGAAAAUAAAUUUUGCCAUUUUUACAAAAAGACUUUAA
Messenger RNA from Megalobrama amblycephala (Wuchang bream), 4929 nucleotides. RefSeq names its product ribosomal protein S6 kinase, polypeptide 3b (gene rps6ka3b). Gene Ontology annotation, molecular function: ribosomal protein S6 kinase activity; magnesium ion binding; ATP binding. The transcript is spliced from 21 exons. Bases 1318 to 3666 code for a protein of 782 amino acids. The record is from RefSeq and is a predicted model, not a curated record. Gene Ontology annotation, biological process: protein phosphorylation; intracellular signal transduction. Lineage: Eukaryota; Metazoa; Chordata; Actinopteri; Cypriniformes; Xenocyprididae.